AAUCUCACGAGAAAAUAUGAGAUUUACCGAUUAUUGUUUACAUUGCACAAAAUGAGAACCGAAUCGAUUCUGAUUUCGCGAAUCUGAUUGGGAAAAUAUUUUUUUUUUCGUCUAACGUUACAUCAGCUAAUCUUUCUAAAAGGAGACCUUAGGCUGGAACGGGAUUUAAAGAGCCAAUUUAUCAUUCCAGGACUUGAUCCCGGUUCGGUGCUGACCCAGAGCAGCGAAGACGAACAAGAGAAACAAAAUAUCUCAAAAACAACACCACAAUUAACUAACUUCGAAGCGAAUCGAGUAAUUUUGGAUGGGAAAUCAUUAGAUGUGGAUCUGCAGCGAAGUUCCACAUGCCUCAGAUCUGGUAGAAAAGAUAUAUCGCACAAGGCCAGCGGAGAAAGGCGGGUUCGGGAGCUCAAGGCCUCGGAAGUCUCGCAGUCCUCGGACUAUAGUAGGACGCGGAGCUGGCGUCACCUAGCAACACAGCAGGCACCGAGCGCAGGCGAGGGUCGGGGUUUCGGCUGAGGCCUAGCCCUGAGAUGUCGGGCUGAGACGGGAAGGGCGAGACGGGAGACCAGAGGAGGAGAACGGUCGAAGAAAGGAGCUCUAAUUAAUCGGAAAGCGGGAGAAAAGACCUCGAUAAAACAGCCAUGAUGGAGGAACUGCACAGCUUGGAUCCUCGCAGGCAGGAGUUGCUGGAGGCCCGUUUCACAGGAGUCGGAGUUGCCAAGGGUUCUGGACACAACGAGUCAUCUAACCAGAGCUUGUGUAGCGUGGGCUCCCUCAGUGACAAAGAGCUGGAGACCCCAGAGAAGAAAUCUAAUGACCAGAGAACGCGUAAAAGGAAAGGAGACCCCUUUGACAACCAGGGCAAAGGAGGAGGGAGAGGACACAAAAUUAGUGAUUAUUUUGAGUUUGCAGGGGGUAGUGGUACUGGUACCAGUCCAGCACGUGGCAUUCCUCCAGUGGCGCGGUCCUCCCCUCAGCACUCUCUCUCCAACCCUCCUGCUGCCGUGCAGCAAGGAAGCCCCUCCUCCAUCGGCUCCGUAACCACAGACCUCUCCCACUCCUCCUGUUCCCACAAGCCAGCCUCUACACAAACUCAGCACCGAGCCACACAGUCUGAGUUGACAAUGGAGAAGUUAGCAGCGUUGGAGAGCAGUAAGAGUUCAGAUCUGGAGAAGAAAGAGGGACGUAUUGACGACCUGCUCAGGGUGAACUGUGACCUGCGCAGACAAAUCGAUGAGCAGCAGAAGAUGCUGGAACGAUGUAAAGAACGACUCAAUAAAUGUGUGACCAUGAGUAAGAAACUGCUUAUUGAAAAGUCCAAACAGGAGAAAAUUGCAUGUAGAGAAAAGAGCAUGCAGGACCGGCUACGUCUGGGCCAUUUCACCACCGUACGGCACGGAGCCUCAUUUACUGAGCAGUGGACAGAUGGCUAUGCCUUUCAGAAUCUAGUCAAACAACAGGAGAGAGUCAAUGGGCAGAGAGAGGACAUAGAGAGGCAGAGGAAACUGUUGAUGAAGAAGAAACCGCCCAACGCCAGUCAGACUCCUCCUCCCAACCUAGAACCCAACAAACGCAAGAGCAAGAGCAACGGCGCGGAAAACGAGAUGUUAUCUUUAGCAGAAUACCAUGAGCAAGAAGAAAUUUUUAAACUGAGACUCGGACACCUGAAGAAGGAGGAAGCGGAGAUUCAAGUGGAGCUGGAACGGUUGGAGCGCGUGCGUAAUCUUCACAUCCGAGAGCUCAAGAGAAUUCACAAUGAAGAUAACUCCCAGUUUAAAGAUCAUCCUACGCUAAAUGACCGUUACCUGCUCUUGCAUCUGCUGGGCAGAGGAGGCUUCAGUGAGGUAUACAAGGCCUUUGAUUUGACUGAGCAGAGGUACGUGGCUGUGAAGAUUCACCAGCUUAAUAAGAACUGGAGAGAUGAAAAGAAAGAGAACUAUCACAAGCAUGCCUGUCGAGAAUAUAGGAUCCAUAAAGAACUGGACCAUCCCAGAAUAGUCAAACUUUAUGACUACUUCUCCCUGGAUACUGACUCAUUCUGCACUGUUCUGGAGUACUGUGAGGGGAACGAUCUGGAUUUCUACCUGAAGCAGCACAAGCUAAUGUCAGAGAAAGAGGCCAGAUCCAUCAUAAUGCAGGUCGUCAAUGCUCUCAAGUACCUAAAUGAGAUCCGCCCACCAAUCAUCCAUUAUGACCUCAAACCAGGUAACAUCCUGCUGGUGAACGGCACCGCAUGUGGAGAGAUAAAAAUCACAGACUUUGGGCUGUCCAAGAUCAUGGACGACGACAACUAUGGGGUGGACGGCAUGGAGUUGACGUCACAGGGGGCGGGGACAUACUGGUAUCUUCCUCCAGAAUGCUUUGUGGUUGGAAAAGAGCCACCUAAGAUCUCUAAUAAAGUGGAUGUUUGGUCCGUUGGAGUCAUCUUUUACCAGUGCCUCUAUGGGAAGAAGCCGUUCGGUCAUAAUCAGUCCCAACAGGACAUCCUACAGGAGAACACUAUUCUCAAAGCCACAGAGGUGCAGUUUCCUCCCAAACCAGGAGUCUCGCCUGAAGCUAAGGCCUUCAUUCGCAGAUGUUUGGUGUACCGUAAGGAGGAUCGUAUUGACGUUCACCAGCUAGCCAGUGAUCCCUACCUCCUCCCACACAUACGCAAGUCAGUGGCUGCCACCGGUAACAACAGCAUGGCUGUCGCCUCCACCUCCAGCUCCUCCAAUAGCAGCGCCUCAAAUUGAGAGCCCCGUCCAUCCUUGCUUGUUUUGAUUGAAGGAAGGGGUGUAGGGCAUUUGCAUUUUGCCCCGCCCCUCUCUGCAGUGUAGUGGGAGGGGUCUCGAACCCCUUACCUGCCAAACGAGGGAGCAGGAGGAGAGUAAGAGAGGGAUUAAGACGAGACGCAUCCCCCUCCAUCCUUUUUCCUCUCCCAGGCAUCUGGAGGGUUGUUUUGUUUUUAUUGAAUGUUUUUUGGAUGGGUGGGGACUUAAAAUUGCCCCCAGUGUGAGACGGAGUGAGAGGAAUUCAAAAUAAGGGUGUGUUACAUGAGAAGGACUGAACUGCUAUGGGUCAGACUGAUGGGAGAGACUGGUAUAUGCCCUGCACCCCACAAUACACGAAUACAUGUAUAGAUACAUUUAUGACGAGGUCAGCUUGAAUAAUAUUUUUUUUUUUCUUACAUGGCAACACCGUUCAAGGGACGAGCCCACUCGUAUUAAUGUGCAUUCAAGUGUACAAUAUUCCUAAAGAAUCUGGAGUCGCUCCCUGCUGACACAAAGCCUGUCCCGGCCCGUUUUCCUCGCUCGUACUUGUUAUUUUUUGUCUCUGGAAUGGAUCUAUGAACUUUUGGAAGCAAUACUGUCAGUGGGUUCAUUUCAACCGUAGUUAACCCUAGUUUAAACUCCUUUCUGAUCUCCGAUCACAUAAUAAAUGCUGAGGCCAAAUCAGCAUCAGGACCUCUAUGUUAGCUGAUUGUCUAUGCUGGGAAUCAGAUGUUUGUACCUUGUGAGAGAUGGACAGGUCUAGCCCGGUUGUUUGUCUUUGGAGGUGUUUGUCUUUGUUUUUCUCACCCGUAUUCUAUGACCAAAGCUGAGCUCUACCAGUAGGUGGUGCUGUUUGACUUGAGUGUUUACUUUUCUUUUCUUUGUUUUUUUCUUUAUGCAGGUAUGUCAUGAAUUUUAGGAAGCAUAUUCUUUUAGAUUUAGCGACACUAACUGACCCCCCCCCCCCCCCCCCCCCCCCCCAAGUACGUUCUUGUUUCGCAUUGUGUCUUUGGACUCAAUCUAAUGUUGGAAAAUGAGAUAAAGUUAGAUUUUAUUUUUCAUUGAUUAAAAGUGUUGUGCCUCACAUAGAAACAUACAGACACAAAAAUUGCGUUCAAAAAUUACAGUCAUAUAUGUUUAGGUCUGGUGAUGCAGUUAAUUGCCUGAUCCUGUUUUACUGUUUGUGGGAAAGAACUCUCUAGCGGGGGCGGAGCUAGUUCAGGGGUACAGGGCAGAACUCGGAGCGAUCAUUAAAUACUAUUGGUUAUUAA
Messenger RNA from Pimephales promelas (fathead minnow), 4027 nucleotides. RefSeq names its product tousled-like kinase 2 (gene tlk2). The record is from RefSeq and is a predicted model, not a curated record. Gene Ontology annotation, cellular component: perinuclear region of cytoplasm; nucleus. Gene Ontology annotation, molecular function: protein serine/threonine kinase activity; ATP binding. Lineage: Eukaryota; Metazoa; Chordata; Actinopteri; Cypriniformes; Leuciscidae. Gene Ontology annotation, biological process: peptidyl-serine phosphorylation; intracellular signal transduction; chromosome segregation.